Messenger RNA from Lathyrus sativus (Indian pea), 1182 nucleotides. The record is from the annotation of a GenBank genome assembly. Lineage: Eukaryota; Viridiplantae; Streptophyta; Magnoliopsida; Fabales; Fabaceae.
AUGAAGAGUACAAGAAUGGAGCAUUUGCUAAGUCUUGUAAUAUGCACACUGCUAUUAUUAAAAUCAGCUGAAGGGGUUGCUGUGCCAAUCACUUAUGUUCAAAGUGCAGUACCAAAAGGAGCUGUUUGUUUGGAUGGGAGUCCACCAGCUUACCACUUUGAUAAGGGAUUUGAAGGUGGAAUUGAUAACUGGAUUGUUCACUUCGAGGGAGGAGGAUGGUGUAAUAAUGCCUCUACUUGCAUGGACAAAAGGGACACUCGAUUAGGAUCGUCGAAGAAAAUGGACACAACACUUUCCUUUUCGGGAUUUUUUAGUAAUGGAAAAAAGUUUAAUCCAGAUUUCUACAAUUGGAACAGAAUCAAGGUUAGGUAUUGUGACGGUUCAUCAUUUACCGGUGAUGUUGAAGCUGUUGAUCCAGCAACCAAUUUGCAUUACAGAGGAGGAAGAAUAUUUGUAGCUGUCAUUGAGGAUUUACUAGCAAAAGGAAUGAAAAAUGCUAAAAAUGCAAUUCUAUCUGGAUGUUCUGCUGGAGGAUUGACUUCUAUUUUACAAUGUGAUCGGUUUAGAACUUUACUUCCUGCAGCAGCUAAAGUUAAAUGUGUCUCAGAUGCUGGUUAUUUUAUCAAUGCAAAGGCCGUCUCUGGAGCACAACACAUCGAACAAUUCUACAGCCAAGUUGUUCAAACACAUGCUGCAGCAAAGAAUUUGCCUUCAUCUUGCACUUCAAGACUUCCGCCAGGGCUGUGUUUUUUCCCACAAAACGUGGUCGCACAAAUCACAACACCAAUCUUCUUUGUAAAUGCAGCCUAUGACUCAUGGCAGAUUAAGAAUAUUUUGGCACCCGGCGUUGCUGAUCCCCACGGCACUUGGCGUAGCUGCAAGCUUGAUAUAAAAGAUUGCUCUCCUAAUCAAUUAACCACAAUGCAAGGUUUCAGGACAGAAUUCUUAAAGGCAAUUAGCGUGGUUAGUAAUUCUCCAUCUAAAGGAAUGUUUAUCGACGGUUGCUAUUCCCACUGCCAAACUGGAAUACAGGAAACAUGGAUGAGAAAUGACUCUCCACUCCUUGCCAAUACAACAAUAGCAAAGGCUGUGGGAGAUUGGUAUUAUGAGAGAAAAGGUUUUCAACAGAUAGAUUGUUCUUAUCCUUGUAACCCUACUUGUCAUAACCGUGUCUUUGAAUAG